Molecule: messenger RNA, 1929 nt
Organism: Colletotrichum graminicola M1.001
Lineage: Eukaryota; Fungi; Ascomycota; Sordariomycetes; Glomerellales; Glomerellaceae
Product: nuclear fragile X mental retardation-interacting protein 1
Exons: 2
Coding region: 1-1929 (642 amino acids)
Biological process (GO): box C/D snoRNP assembly
Cellular component (GO): nucleus
Molecular function (GO): RNA binding; metal ion binding
Source: RefSeq, a predicted model, not a curated record
AUGUCAGGUUACAAUUACGGUCCGCCGCCGCCGCCCCCUCCAGCAGCACAGGCUAGCCAUGCUGGAUACGGCCAUCACAACACCCCUUAUCAACAACAUCCUAGGGGCGGCGCUACCCAUGCCUCUCGGGGCGGGCGUGGCGGUUACCCGUCGAACGGCCGUCCCGAAUACCCCCCUGCCCCUCAACCCCAGUACGAGUAUGGACGGCAGCAACAGCAGCAGUAUCUUCAGCACAGUCCUGGCUAUCCCGCCCAGCCGCUUGCUGCCAGCAACUACCCUCACCAGCAGCAGUGGCACCAAGAUCAUGCACAUGGUACGCCUCAGCACAAUGCUCCUCAGCAUGGCGCUCAUGCUCCUGCGCCGCUGUCGACUACCAACUAUCAUCCGAACUAUGCCCCUCAGAUCUAUGCGCACCCGCAGCAGCCUCAGCCGCCGCCCCAUCAGCCAGGUUAUGGGCCUCAGCAGCCACAGCAGCAGCCCUACAGCCAGCCUUAUGCCCCGCCCGCACCAUACAGCGCUCCCCAACCAUGGGCAGGUCAUGACCCUCACGCUCCAAGCCAGUAUGGUGCGGGCCGUGGCCGAGGCGGCUAUGGAAACGACCGAGGCGGUUCUCGAGGAGCUCAUAAUAUGAGCACACCUGCGCCAGUAGCUUACGGUAGUGAUGGAGGACACCAUCAAGCGAAUGGUGCAUACGGCCAGCCGUAUGUCGAUCCUCGCGCUCCACCAGUGCCAUAUCAGCCCCCGGCACAAUAUCCUUACCACGCGCCCCCUCCUGCACCUCACGCGUCGGUCCCUCCCCGUGAACCGUUUUACAAACAUGAUGGACAAGCAGGUCGCGGUCGUGGUGGUCAUCGUGGUGGCAACCCUCGAGGUCGGGGCUCAUUUAACACCAACGACAGAGGUCGUCAUCGUUCACAGGGGAGUCACAAUCAUCGCCAAGAUGGCGGAGGUUCCCAUCAUAAGCAUGACAAUGCGGCAUCAGGCAAGAAGAAGAAGCGCAAGACCAACACCCUUGGUCUGACUCCAGGUCAAGACUCGGAGUCGGAAGACGACGAGAUGGAGGAGGAGACCCUUCGCAAACUCAUCGGAGCAGAUGCCUUACAGGUGAACGAUAUUGAUGCUUACAUUGCUGAGCGGAAGAAGCGCUUCCCUACUGCCGCGCGAGUCAAGGCCAAGAAGUCUGCCGAGACCACGCAGGGCAAUGGCAAUAAGAUUUCAUCUGAUUUGGAGAAAGAGGAGAAUCUUGCCAGUAAGCUGCGAAGGCAGCUGGAGAAGGUUGAGUCGUCUAUCAAGCGCAAGCGUGAGCAGCAAGACGAGGGCGAUGAAAUGAGAGACAGCCCUUCCAUUGAUAUCAAGUCUGAAGAUGACGAGCCGGAAGUGGCGUCAAGUCGUGUUCAGCCACCUCCCCCUCCACCCCCUCCGGCGAAGAAGGCAGACAUUUCAAAGCAUUGCAAGUACUACUCUACGGGAGGUACUUGCGGCAAGAAGGGCAAGUGCCGCUUCGUCCACGAUCCUGCUGUCAGAGAGGCAGCAAUGAAAGACAGAGAAGCGAACAACGGCCAUCUCACUAUCCAGCAGCGUUUGAUUCUCAACGACAAGGACCAGGAAGAUCUCACUGUUCUGCAAUCGAUUCAAUACUUGAGAGAGAAAGGCCUAAUGAAGCCUGAAGAAAAGCCUGACGGUUCCAAGGGGCAUCAUGCAGGUGGCUCACAUGCCUCCCAGUCUGACUCGCGCCAAAAGUCCAGCAAUCUCCCUGCCGCGCCUGCUUCGCUUCCAGCACCGCCACUGAAGCAUCAUAAUGGGCUUCCUCCACACAAGCCACCUCCCUCUGCAUUGUCAACAGGCAGUGGCGGAUCUACUGUUAGAUACAAAGGCUGGAAUCUGAGCGGAUAUGGGAACUCGGGUCUCAAGUCGGAAGAUCUCCCAUAG